This is a messenger RNA of Apiotrichum porosum, 2202 nucleotides long. RefSeq lists its product as uncharacterized. The record is from RefSeq and is a predicted model, not a curated record. Gene Ontology annotation, cellular component: MBF transcription complex; SBF transcription complex. Gene Ontology annotation, molecular function: DNA binding; protein binding; transcription regulator activity. NCBI's taxonomy places the organism in Eukaryota, Fungi, Basidiomycota, Tremellomycetes, Trichosporonales, Trichosporonaceae. The transcript has 5 exons. Bases 1 to 2202 code for a protein of 733 amino acids.
AUGGGCAAGACGAAAGCGGCCGCCUCGGGCGACGGCGGCCCAAACACCAUUUACAAGGCAACGUACAGGCCCGUGUACGAGUUUAUCUGUCGCAAUGUGGCGGUGAUGCGCCGGCGGUCAGACGCCUACCUGAACGCCACGCAGAUAUUGAAGGUGGCGGGCUUUGACAAGCCCCAGCGUACUAGAGUCCUCGAGCGCGAGGUGCAGAAGGGAGAGCACGAGAAAGUGCAAGGUGGUUACGGAAAGUACCAGGGCACAUGGGUCCCCAUUGAGCGUGGACUGGCACUUGCCAAGCAGUACAACGUCGAAGACCUCUUGCGCCCUAUUAUCGACUUUGUCCCCAGCUCCGUCUCGCCCCCUCCAGCUCCCAAACAUGCCGUUGCACCCCCAACCAAGCGCAACAAGGAGCCCAAGGUCAAGGACACGCUCGGUAUGCCGUUCAAGGCCGUUGGCGCGAGGUUAGGAGCGGGCGACCGUGCGAUGCGCCCCAGUACGCCAGACUCGGUGCUGGGAUCGAUAGACGACACCGAGUCGAUUGGCGGCGCUAUGAGCGAGUCGGCCACCCCUUCUCCUCUUAUCGCCUCUUCGCGCCUCCCGACCGCCGAGAUUCCGUCGUCGGACGGUAUGGACAUUGACGGCCCCUUCUCCAGCAAUGGUAUGGGCGAGUCGUCGAGGAAGCGUCCGGCUUCGUCGAUGAUGGAUGACGAAGACGACUAUGACCAGUUGAGGCGAGCACGCGGCAGCAGCGCAGUCCAUACCCCGCAGGGCAGUCCACGGUAUGGUGGCAUCGAGGGUCCCUUGACUCAGGACGAGUACAAUGACAUUAUCCUCAACUACUUUGUCUCCGAGUCGACCCAGAUCCCGUCUGUCCUCACCAACCCGCCAUACAACUGGGACCCCAACGGUAUCAUUGACGACGACCACCACACGGCCCUGCACUGGGCUGCCGCAAUGGGACGUACCCGUGUCAUCAAGUUGCUGCUGUCGGCUGGCGCUCGCAUCUUUGACAAGAACAACCUCGAGCAGACGCCGCUCAUGCGUAGUGUCAUGUUUACCAACAACUAUGACCUGCGCAAGUUUCCCGAGGUGUUUGAGCUGCUCCACCGCUCGACCCUCAACAUUGACAAGCAAAAUCGGACAGUCUUCCACCACAUUGCCAACCUUGCCCUCAUCAAGGGCAAGACGCACGCCGCCCGCUACUACAUGGAGGUUAUUCUUUCUCGUCUCUCCGACUACCCGCAAGAGCUUGCCGACGUUGUCAAUUUCCAGGACGAGGACGGCGAGACAGCCCUGACGCUGUCUGCUCGUGCUCGCUCAAAGCGUAUCGUCAAGGCUCUCUUAGACCACGGUGCCGACCCCAAGAUUCGCAACCGCGACUUCAAGUCGGCCGAAGACUAUAUCCUCGAGGACGAGCGCUUCCGUUCGUCGCCCGAUAUCAUGAUGUCACGUACCCUCCCCAACACUGCCACCGUGGCUCGCAACCCCAACUCGCUUGGUGCCGGCGUCUUUGCCAACUACCACCCCGUCCUCUUCUCGUCCGAAGCGGCCCGUCUCGCUGGCGGGCAGCACCUGCAGGACAUUACCCAACACAUGCAGUCGCUCGCGCAAAGCUUUGACGCCGAACUUUCGGCCAAGGAGCGCGACAUCCUCCAGGCCAAAGCGAUGCUCACCAACAUUCACGCCGAAGUCAACGAGACCGGCCGGACCCUACACACCCUCAGCGAGCAGACCAAGCCGCUCGAGUCCAAGCAAGCCGAGCUUGACGCCCUCAUUGCCCAACUCCGAACCAAGCUUGGCGAGGCGCUCUCGCUCGGUGCCGAACGCUGGAUCCAGUCUGACCAGGCACGUGAACGUCGUUGGCGUGAUGGCGAGGACCCGACGCAAGCUGGCGAGGACUAUAGCGACCUCGAGGGCCUCACCGCCGUCCCUGCUGAUGCAGCCGCCGAGGAGGACCGUCUGCGGUGGGAGAUUGAGGAGAAGAGGCGCAAGAGGAUAGAGUUGGUCAACAGGAUGGUCAAGGCGCAGACCGAGGCUGGAAUCACUGCCAAGAUGGCGCAGUACCGACGACUCGUCGCCUCCAGCACUGGCGGCGACAGCGACCCGGCCGAGAUGGACACGCUCGUGGGCCAGCUCCUCGAGACGCUCGAGAACGAAGGCACCGGGCGCGCACCCCCGCCCCCGGCCGCAGCGCAGGCGCAGUGA